AUGCAGCCAUUGCUGCUAUUUAUCACCCCAAGUUCAAAAAUAGAUGGUAAAAUUGUAUUCAUACCUCAUCUUCUCAUAAUAAACUUUUAUCAAUAUUUAAAAAAAGCAGUAACAGCGGUAUCUAUAACAACUAGUGAAGAAAAUGUUGAAAUUGAAGAUCACUUUGAAUUUUUUGACUUUGGUCCGGUAACACAAAAUGACAGAACAGAUACAUCCAUGUCUGCUAAGAUUGAAGUAUGUAUAUGAAAUUAAAUAUUUUAAUUUAAAAAUUAAUAUAACUAUGGUUUUAAAUGAAUGUUCAAGGUAUUAAAGUAUUUUGAGGAUCCAUUUUAA
Molecule: messenger RNA, 333 nt
Organism: Cinara cedri
Lineage: Eukaryota; Metazoa; Arthropoda; Insecta; Hemiptera; Aphididae
Source: the annotation of a GenBank genome assembly